This is a messenger RNA of Tribolium castaneum (red flour beetle), 493 nucleotides long. RefSeq names its product protein C19orf12 homolog. The coding region runs from base 16 to 438 and encodes 140 amino acids. The record is from RefSeq and is a predicted model, not a curated record. The transcript has 2 exons. NCBI's taxonomy places the organism in Eukaryota, Metazoa, Arthropoda, Insecta, Coleoptera, Tenebrionidae.
AGUUUUUACCCCACAAUGCCGCUUUCGCAACGUGAUAUUAUUAGAGUUUGUGAAAUUUUGGCCGAGCAGGAGCAACUGGAGUGCACUGUGAGGCAUUCACUCGUGGGGGCUUGCUACGCAUUUGGAGGGGCCCUCCUGGGUGGGAUUUUAGGGGGCCCUGUGGGACUAGGAGUUGGUAGUGCCGCAGGAGGGGCCCUAGCAGCUUACAAGAGCCAAGGAAAAUUCAAAUCAGCUGCAUAUGUAAUAAUGUUCGAAAUGACUGAACGAGACAGACAAAGACUGGCCGAUGCCGUGGGCGAAGUAAUUAGAAGUAUUGAUGCCUCGGAUGUUAUUACCGUGGUCACAUUGCUCAACACUAACGCACUUCUUAGAAAUAGCGCCCUUGAGGUCCUGAAACGGUUUCUAACUAAUGAUGUAGGAGUCAAGUUUGUACAAUAAACCAUGUAUUAUCGUGUGUAAACUAUUUGCAAUUUUAAAUAUAUUUUUUACCAAU